CAUAACAAUAGAAUCAAUCAUUAUUGACAAAGUGUGCUUUGAGCUUCAAUAUAUUAAUGGCAGUACUGCCAAUAGCACUAGGUUUCAGUUUACUGCAACUAAUGGGGAAUCUCGCAAUUAUAAUAGUUCCAAUGACAGUCUCAGUUAUACUGACUGUGUUACAUUACCAGCUGGUAACUGGACACUGUAUGCUUAUAAUGAAGCUUGUGAGCCAUUUUGCACUCUCAAACCAGCAGUUGUAAUAACUGAUAUCAUUAUCACUAUGAAUGAGAGUAGUAGCAGUAUAGAUAGACCAUAUAGCUCCACUUCUGUGUUUCCAUUGAACUUGCUUACAACAAAUGAAUACAGUUUGAUUAGUGAUAGUACAACUUUUAUUAAUGCUGAAAGUUCAAAUUUGCCAUCGUCUUCCGUUCAAAGUGAACACACAGACUACACUAAUGUUAUUAUUGGGAUUGUCGCUCUGUUUGUAUUAAUGCUAUUUGUGAUCAUAGCCAGUUGCACCAUAGUAACAUUGAUUUUAAUAAAAAGAAAGAGGAACCUAACUAAAUUGAAUGAUGUGAAUAACAGUCAUGCAUAUGUAUCUAAUGAGCUGGAUCAAACACCAUACAAUGGAGUUCACAUCAUUGAAAAUGAACAGAUAGCUGAGACAGAGAUGGUUCAAAAUUUAGCUGGGUUAAAAUAUAUUGACAUAGAGCCAGACCCCAAUGCUCCACCUGUCCCGCCACCAUUUGACCCUGUUAGAACGGUAUAUACUGAAAUAAGGCCAGACGAUGAAAUAUACAAUAAAUUACAUCAUGAUUUCAGUCAUAAGCUGCAAGUUCAAGAUGAUAACACUGGAGUCUACUCUAGAAUGAACCAAUUCACUGAAGGUGUAUAUGAUAAAUCCCAGCAUAAUGGUAACGACAACAUAAAACCAGCAAGGCCAAUAGCAACUCAAGCACAGUAUUCUGCAGUCAAUGUAAAGCAAGCCACUGAGAGCCAAAUACAUGUAUUAGGGCAGUACUCAUUGGUGUCUGUAGAUGAGAGUAUGACUGGAAUUAAUGAUCCUAUUUCAGAGCUACAAGUUACAGAGAGCAUGCCCAGUCAAACAAGCACUGAAAUCCCUCUUGUUGAAAAAGAUUUAACACAUAAAGACCUGUCUAUUUAUGUCAUUCCUUAUCUCACUGAAAAGUGGCGUGAAGUGGGACUGGCAUUAGCACUGACUCCUCCCCAGCUUGACGAUAUAGAGGAGAACAGUCAAGGAAUAAGCGAUGUGUUUCAAUUGUGGGAGGAUCUCGCUACACGUCCAUUUACAUGGAAGACUUUAUUGAACGUACUCAGAUCUUCAAUUGUCAAUGAAUUUAGCUUAGCAAAUCAACUAGAGCACACACUUUAAAUAAAUUUCUUUGAGUGUUUUUAUUCAUCAAUGUUACGUUGGUUUUAAUAUCAGUAA
Molecule: messenger RNA, 1432 nt
Organism: Amphimedon queenslandica
Lineage: Eukaryota; Metazoa; Porifera; Demospongiae; Haplosclerida; Niphatidae
Exons: 7
Coding region: 263-1375 (370 amino acids)
Biological process (GO): signal transduction
Molecular function (GO): protein binding
Source: RefSeq, a predicted model, not a curated record